GCGUGACCUUUCGUUCUUCCCAUCUGAUUCGUUCUCAGAAGACCAGCGAGCAGCGAGAAAGCUCGAGUACUUGGCCUAGGAUCCCUGCCGUCUAAAACGAACGAUGCAGGGUCUAGAGGAGGAGAGCAAGCGUGUGUUGAAGAAGCAGCGGCUUUGCGUGGCACAGAUCGACUACCAGAUCGAUGAACUGCUGACACAGGUAGAGACCACCAAGAAGCAACUUGAGGAGCGACAGCAGGAGCUUUGCCGCAAGAAGAAUCGCCACCUCGCGACCAGUUCAGCGGGCGAGGGAGAAGAAGGCGGUCCAGACAGCAACAACAACGAAGCAUCGCAAACCUCAGUCUCAACUGCCAAUAACGGAGAUGAGGCGCUAUCAGAUAGUGCAGCGCCCUCGUGUAAGGCCGAAGACGCUAAGGUUAAAGAUGACGACGUGGCAGUUGAAGAGCAAGACAAUGAGACCGAAUACAUCGUCAGGGACUUUAUCCGACGGGUACGACAGCUGAACUUCGAGAAGAACGUGGCAAGCGAGCUCAAGGCGAUUCACGUACUGCUGUCCAAGUACUCCAAGCAGAUCGACAAGAACCUCUGCACCAAUAUCACCAAGGUAUGUCGGACCAAUGCGCUAGACCAGAAGCUCGUGUGUCGACUAGUGGCAGAGUACCUUUACCAGGAUGGCCAGAUCGAGGCAGCAGAUGCCAUGUGCAAGGAGGCGGGACUAGAACUGCCGCCAACAUUCCGAGACUGCUUCAUCGAGCUGCACCAAAUACUGAAAGCAAUAAAAGAGCGUGACAUGCAGCCUGCGCUUGACUGGGCUCGGAAGCAUCGCAAGGAGUUAGGACGACUGGACAUCGACAUCGAGUUUGAGUUGAUUCGGCUCAAGUAUGUGGACAUCCUCGAGUCUUCGCCGGAUAUGAUGGACGCAGUCAACUUCGCCAACAAGGAACUCCCGUUCUUUCAUCAGACCCACGCCGAAGAGGUGGGUGUGCUGAUGAGCUGCGUGCUGUACAAGGGGAAGCUAGAGGAAUCCCCAUACAAGAAACUCUUCAACGACACCAGAUGGGAUGAAAUUCACGACGCCGUCAUCCGUGCAUGCUGCAGUCUCCGUCGUGUUCCGUACCGGUCCUACCUGGAAACAUGGUACACACUUCGCUGAUACUCGUCCAAUCUUGUCUGCAUAUUCUAACCACUAGCUACAGUCUGUCAGCAGGUGUAUCAGCACUACCUGCAAUGCGGAAGCUUAUGUCGGUGAUGGAUAGCAAGUUGGCUGAUUGGGGAAGUAUGGAAGAACUGCCCGUGGAGAUCCCUAUAGCGAAAGAGCUUCGCUUUCACAACGUGUUCUCCUGCCCAGUUUCCAAGGAAGAAAGCACGCCAGACAACCCACCAUUUUUGCUGAAGUGCGGCCACGUAAUUUGUCUCUCCUGCGUCAAGCGAUUCUCCUACAACAUGACCCGGUUUGUUUUGCCUCGUAAAGAAGUAGGCAAAACGUAUGCGCGCAGAUCUGACACUACUGAUGUGAAUGCUGGAAUUUACAGGCGAUUCAAGUGCCCCACCUGCCCUGUCGAACAAACGGGAAGUGAAACGCGUAAUCUUUUCUUCUAAGAGUCUUGCUACUCUUGACUUUUGAGCCCGCCUGUUGCCUUGUAGCUUCUGCAUGCUCCCUCGACUUCAUUGAUUAUUUGCGCUAUGCGAGUUGGAAGCGCUUCUCGAAUAAAUCCAUCUCCGUCAUGCUGUGUCUGAUCUUGGG
Molecule: messenger RNA, 1744 nt
Organism: Phytophthora nicotianae INRA-310
Lineage: Eukaryota; Oomycota; Peronosporomycetes; Peronosporales; Peronosporaceae
Exons: 7
Coding region: 104-1153 (349 amino acids)
Biological process (GO): proteasome-mediated ubiquitin-dependent protein catabolic process
Cellular component (GO): nucleus; cytoplasm; GID complex
Molecular function (GO): ubiquitin protein ligase activity; protein binding
Source: RefSeq, a predicted model, not a curated record